AUGUAUUGCCAAGGUUUUGCUCUAGCCUUUGCUUGCGCGUUGGUCAAGACCGCCGCCGCGGUGAAGACGAAGAACUUCAUCUAUAUCGUGCCUGAUGGAUACGGCAUCUCCUCACAAGUUCUUGCCCGCGAUUUCUACAGUAUUACCAACGGAGAAGGCACAGUUGCUCGACCAAACACUGCAGCUCUCGGCGUAGACAACAUUGUCAUUGGGUCGGUCAAGACGCAGGCUUCUGACAACCUUGUUACAGAUUCGGCUGCAUCCGGUACUGCAUUUGCCGCCGGUAUCAAGACCUACAAUGGAGCCAUUUCUGUAAAUGACGAUGGUCUGCCGGUGGCGUCUGUCCUUGAAGCAGCCUAUCUGGAUGGAUUGAAGACCGGCCUUGUUGUUACAUCUCGCAUCACUCAUGCUACUCCAGCUGUGUACUCUGCGCAUGUCCUUCACCGAGACUCUGAGAAUGAGAUUGCCGCGCAGCAGAUUGGAAAGGCGCACCCAUUUGGUCGCUUCGUAGAUAUCCUCAUUGGCGGCGGUCGCCAGCAAUACCUGCCCACUUCUGAGGGUGGUGCACGUGAAGACGGUGUGAAUCUCAUUAAUUGGGCUAUUGAGAAGGGAUACACCUACGCCGCCGAUAAAUCGGAUUUUACCGAGGUGCAAACGGAGGGAAAGCUGCCUCUGCCAUUCCUAGGCCUCUUCACAUCCAGCCACCUGACCUACGAAGUCGAUCGUGACAUCGAAAAGGAACCGUCCCUGCUCGAGACCACAAAGGCGGCCGUCGAUACUCUCGAGGAUGCUGUGAAGGACUCUGACAAGGGAUACUUUCUCAUGGUCGAGGCCUCUCGUAUCGAUCAUGCGGCUCAUUCUAAUGAUGCCACCAGCCACCUGCACGAGAUUCUUGUUUUCAACGAGGUGAUGCAUUACCUCAAGGAAUACGUUGAUGCGCAUCCCGAUACGCAGAUCCUUUCUGCCGCCGAUCACGAGUGCGGUGGCUUGACCCUCAUUGAUGGCUACGACCCCACAUCCUUGGCAAAGGGGCAGUCUUCUGGUGAGAGGGCUGCCCGCGCUUUGGAAGCAUACAACGGAAAUGAUCCUGCUAGCCUUCUCCGUGAUACAAUCCUCCCCGGGAUGGGUCUUUCCAAGUAUACCGACGAGACUGUCGAAAGUUUGGUCAGGAAGCAUGCCUCCAGUGGCUCAGAGGCCGUGGGAAGAGACUUGGUCGAACGCUUCGCGGCCGAGGCCGGCAUCAACUGGUCUACUGGUGGGCAUUCUGCUGCCGACGUUGUCCUUCACGGGUAUGCAGGUGAAUCCCAAGCAGAGCUGCGCAAGGAGAUUGGUGGAUUCCGUGACAAUACCGAGCUUCCUCAGUACGUGGCCAAGUCUCUCGGUCUCGAUCUGACAGCGGCCACACAAAAGCUCCGUUCCAAUGGAACCGAGUGGGUUCAGAAACGUAGCAUGCUCACUGAGAUUAAGAAGAGAGCAAAUGAGGCUGCUCGAGCUCACUCUCACGAGUCCUGGCUAAACUAA
This is a messenger RNA of Clonostachys rhizophaga, 1521 nucleotides long. Lineage: Eukaryota; Fungi; Ascomycota; Sordariomycetes; Hypocreales; Bionectriaceae. The record is from the annotation of a GenBank genome assembly.